AUGACGACGGACCUUCUCCUUCUGCUCGAGGAGGCUCCCUGGAGUGUGGCCGUCUUGUGCCUCGCCUCCCGCUUGUGCCGUGGAGCUUGCUUUUCGGAGCUGUCCGAAAUAAUCCGAGUCAAUGAAACCCUCCGACUUGCCCUCGCCGGCCAGGCUGUGUUCUUAGAUCUACGGCGCUCAUUUCCUCCUCCUCAUUGGAUUGGACGGAUACGGUUUACACUGCACGCUUUGACCUUGAGGGGGAGAGUGGACCGAUUCACGGUUCUUAAACUCCUCUGGACUUUGGCCGCCUUCUGCCUCACCUUCAGCUUGUGCCAUGAAGCCUGUUUUUUGGUGCAGCCCGAAAAAGUCCUGCUCUCCCUGGCAAUUGCCGGUCUCCUCCUGGCCUUGUGUGAAGGCGCCUGCUUCUCUGAAAAACUCUCACAUAAAGCCAAAGGAUGUGUGGAUAAAUAUGAUGGAAGCAAGCACCCUUUUGGUUCCACCUGGAAUACGGCCAAAUGCAUGCAGUGUCGGUGCGCUAGAUAUGAAAUGACCUGCUGUACCAGAUACGGUGGUGUUGUACAUGUCCCUGGAUGCACGGCAGUUGUUGACCCCAAAACCUGUACAAGCUGCACAAAGCUGGCGAUCCUUCCAAGCCAUGUAAAAAAGCGUAGAAACACUCUGUAUUUCCAUUCCCAUCAUGGGAUGAGAACCGAAGUAAAUCGCAUUGCUGCCCAACAUCUCUGUGUUGCUGGCAUCCUCAUUCAGCGAUCGUGAUCAGUGUGAUGCCAUGAUUGUUUUGCCUUUUGCCCUUAUUAUUCGGUCAUUGGGCGUGGGGGUGGCUUCUUCUGGCUUGGGAUCCUGGUGGCACGAAGCUUUUCUAGGGACAGCGCACAAGCUGGAAGGGAGAUGGCCACACCAGACAAGGACACCACACCAGGACAGAGCCACCACCUGCUAUUUGGCUGCAUCAAGGCUAUAGAAAUGGCGCUCUGUUUGAGCAAUUCUUUAAUCAUCUCUGAAAGCUGAUCCCUUCCCUUUAAUUCUCUGCUAGAACAAUGGCCCGACACAGCCACGCAUCCACAACUAAUUACUGAAUCAGUCAGGCGUGGACUACAUUUUGCAAAUUCCUCCACUGUCCCUUUUCCAGCUCCACAGGAAGAGAUAGAAACUAAGUUAAGUAAAGUUAAUUAUGGAGCUUGACAGUGACGUGUGUAAUUAAUUUGCUUGCUUCAUGCAUUCAUGACUUCUUGUGAGCCUCCUGAGGGACAGCGGCUGUGUGAACAGAACAAGGGGUUCAAUG
This is a messenger RNA of Varanus komodoensis (Komodo dragon), 1282 nucleotides long. RefSeq lists its product as uncharacterized. The coding region runs from base 1 to 756 and encodes 251 amino acids. The transcript has 6 exons. The record is from RefSeq and is a predicted model, not a curated record. Lineage: Eukaryota; Metazoa; Chordata; Lepidosauria; Squamata; Varanidae.